AUGAGAAAAUGCAUAAAAAGCAUAGGAAAAAAUACUAAAAUCAUUAAAAUGGUACUAGCUAUUCUUAUAGUUCUAUCAGUAUUGCCCAGUAUUACAGUAAUCUUCUGGAAAUAGAAAUAAUAUCUAAUAGGUGAGCUUGAUGCAACCUUAUACACCCAGUUAAGCUCAGCAAAUGGCUCGGCCUUCCUCAAUUAUACAAAAGUCUAAGAACUUUUAAAAGGUGAUCCUGAAAAUUAUAAGAUAAGUCCUAGAAAGAUAUUUUGCGCUACUAGAAUUACACUUAUAAAAAAUAGAGAAUAGGAAUAGCUAGUCCUUAGAAAGAAUUAAGAAUCUUAGAAGCUCAAAAAUUAAAAGCAUGGAUAAAUUAAUGAAAGAUAGCUUAGCAUCGAUGAGUAAGAUCUAAAAAUUAAUAAAACAGAAUCAGAAUCCUCAUCUUAAUAAAAUCCUAAAGUAGUCGAAGAAGAAUAUACAUGCUUAUAUGCAAUUGAUACAGAUAGAGAAAGAGAAAUAUAAAUUGGAGAACGUUAUAAAUAUCCUAAACUAGAAAAGGAUUAGUGCUAUCUUAAUUUUUACUAACUGAGUUCAUUAGGUGGGAUAAUAGGAGAUGAACUUAUUCUAGAUUUAAUGGCUGAUGAGUUGAUUCAGUAGUUAAUUAGAUUGUACAAUGAAUAGCAUGCAGAUUUUUAUGCCCUUCCAAGAAUUAUUCCAAACAUAAUCUAUGAUCCACUCAGUAUUAAAUGCAAAGUAAGAGAUUCUUUUAGAACAACUCAUGUCAAAUUACCUAAUUGGCGUGAUUCAAAUGCUGCUUUCGUAGAAUACGAGCAUUUAUUUGAAACACUAUUGCAAAAUUUUCCAAUUAAUUUAAGAUAAAAUAGGGAUUUCAUUAAGUUCGCUACGAAUAAUCAAAAGCUAGAAUAUUUUGCAGAUCAGAUAGUAAUGACCUUACCUUCACCUAGACAAGAUUGGUAUUAAAACAAAGAUUUCGAUGUAACAUACACAAGAAUCACUUAAUAUAUGGGAAAAUUGCAAGAGAAACUAGGAUUUUAUUCAGUCUCCUUUGAUUUGGGUUUACUUAGAAAUAUGGGUUACAUUUAAAAUAACUUUGCUAUGUACUAUCUUUUGAUAGACAUCAUCGUCAUUAUUUUUGUCAUCAUUUCAGUAAUGCUUGUGCAUUCACUGAUAAUGAUUAAGGUUGAAACAAAAACUUAUGAAACAGGUAUUUUAAGAAUGGUUGGGGUUAAAUAGAAAAACCUAUUAUUCAUGAUGUUUAUCUAGUGUGCGAUGUUUGUUGCUCCAGCAAUUUUAUUAGCAUUUAUUGUAUGCAUUCCAGCUUUAGAAGCUGUAUAUACAAUAGUUUUAGGCGCUUUACUUGAUAGUAGAUUUGAACCAUAUCCUACAAAGGAUGCUGCUAUUGUGGCGAUUUUAAUUGGAACUUUAAUUCCCUUUUUGAGUUCAAUUAUGCCUAUGAUGGCAUUACUUGAUUAAAAUUUAAUAACUUCUCUGAGCUAUGAAAGAAGUAGAGUUCAAUCUCAUUACAUUGAGAUGAUUGAUAGUAAUAAGGCAAGCAUUUUACCAAGAUUUUUGUUUGGCCUAUUCGUUGCUACGUAUGGUUUCAUUGUAUACUAUUUCUUGCCAUUAUCAAUGCUUGCAAAUAAUUUAACUCUACUUCUCAGAAUAUUUGUUUUUAUUCUUGUAUGUUUCAUAUUUGGACUGAGUCUAUUGACUAGUAAUCUUUAAACUUUGCUUGAGAGAGUAAUAAUUAAGUCAAUGUUUUUUUGGGAGAAAAAAUCUACAUAAAUUAUGCUUAACAAUAACAUUAAAGCUCAUAGACCUAGGAAUAAAUUUACUACUACUAUUUAUUCUACUGCUCUUGGAUUUGUUAUAUUUCUUUUGAUUACUUCCAGAGUUAUAGUCUAACUUUUUGAAUCUAAGAUAUUUAAUUGGUAUGGUUCUCUACCAAUGUUUAGAAGUGGUGACCCCAUCGCCUUGUAACCCUAAUAUAUUGAGCCAGCACUAAUUAAAUAUAAAGAGUACAUUGAGUCUCAUUCUUUUAUAACUACCAAAUUAGAUUAAUUAAAAAGUUCAUAUGAUGCUGGGUUUUAAGUAAGCAACAUUCCCAGGACAGAGUACUUAGAUGUUUUCAUUAAUGGAAUUUAGCCAAAUUUCUUUGAAGUUGUCAGGCAAGAUUUGGUAUCUUUUCAUAAGAAAAAAAGUGCAUUAACUAUUGGAGAAGCACUGUAUACUGCUAAAGGAUCUUAAGGAUGUAUCAUAGGUAGUUAUCCUAGUGAUAAAGUUAAAACAAGAACACAGGAUGAUAUGGAGUAUUUUAUAUUACAGAGUAAAAGUUAUAAGAACUCUUUAGUGCGGCUGAGGCCAGUGGUUGAGAUGAAACAAUCUCCUAUUUUUUAAUUCAUAGAUAGAGAACCUUAGGAAGCAGAUUCAUCUAACAGUUUGCUUAUAUCUUUACCUAUGAUGGCAUAUUUUUAGAACAGAAAAUUUUCUGAUCUUACUUUCAAUAACCUAAUUGUCAAAUUUAAGGAUGAGAAAUCCAAGAAAUAAUUUAAUGAUGACUUAUAAUAAGCUGUUAAGUUAGCAGUUCCAAAGGGUCAUUUAGAUGGAUUCUGGAUUGAAUCUGCAAUAAGAUCAUAGUAAGAAAUGGGAGAUAGAGUACUUACAAACAUAUUCAACUUAAUAAUUAUUGUGACUUUACUUCUGGGAUUCUUCUCACUAAGCUCAACGAUGCAGUCAAACAUUUAUGAGUAAUCAAAAGAAAUAGGAGUGCUUAGAUCUAUUGGUGUGAAAAAGAUAAGUAUAAUAAUGCUCUAUGUUUAUGAAUCCUUUGUCUUAGUUACAGCUAGUUCAGCUUUAGGUACUUUAAUAGGCUGUAUACUUGGCUACUCGAUGUGUCUUUAGUUUUCACUGAUUGUUAGAAUACCUAUUCAUCUUUUCUUUCCUUUCCAAUAAAUGAUAUUGAUCGUGAUUUGCUCAAUAGUAUGCUCUUUUGUUAGCACAUACAAGCCAACAAAAAAGAUUAUUGAUUAAAACAUUUCAGAAAUUUUAAAGACUGCUUGA
Stylonychia lemnae is the source of this 3072-nucleotide messenger RNA. The record is from the annotation of a GenBank genome assembly. Lineage: Eukaryota; Ciliophora; Spirotrichea; Sporadotrichida; Oxytrichidae.